AUGGAAGACGACGAACAGAGAAUAGUAGAUCUGGUUAAAGAACUAGUGCAUCGCUUACUCUACGAUUCUCAAAACCCUAAUUCCUCCUCCUCUACAGUUCCCGCUCGACAGAAAUACAAUCAAGCUCUUAAAUACUCUCUCCGCAUUCUCUCAAGCCGCAUGACCCCGUCGAUAGUUUCUGACGAUUCCGCUAUGGUGGAGUCCAUCAAACGCCACCUUGUUACCUCCGGUAAGUCCUCCGAAGCCCUUACUUUUGCCGACCUUUACUCCAAAUUUUCACUGAAAUCCGGGCCUGGAAGCGUAAAGAACAAAUGGGCUGUCGUCUAUUUGCUCAAGACAGUUUCAGAGGAUCUAAAAUCUCGGAAGAACCAAUCCCCCAAUAUAAUUUCUGGUGGGUUCUUAGACUCUGCAUUGACUGGUGGAUUGCCUACAUUGCUUGAAAACGCUGAAUUUAAUAAUAAUUCUGGAGGUAUUGGCAACUUGAUUAAGAAUUUGAAUGUUGAGGAAUCUAAGGAUGGUCCUGAUAAUCUGUUGGGUCUGGGUUAUAAUUUUCAAUCAUUGAGUAAUAUGGGAAAAUUGAAGAAGAAUCGAGGUGAAGGAACACUGGGCGAUUAUUCUAGUAACUUGAAGCGUUUAGGUGAUAAUUUGAGUGGAUUGAGAGUAGGAGAGAAUUUCAAAGCGGGAUUGAAAGGAGGGGUAUUGAUGGUAUCCAAGGACCCAGAAAAUAUUCGUGAACUGGCGUAUAGAGAAUAUGCAGACUUGGUAAAGGAAGAGAAUGAGGUGCUAGAAGAGGUUUUGGUGAGGGAUGUAUUAUAUGCAUGCCAAGGGAUUGACGGUAUGUACGUGAAGUUUGACGAGAAGAUAGAUGCAUAUGUGUUGCCAGAUUUCAUCAAGGUGUCAAGGGCUACUAGGAUACUGGUACGGAAGCUCUGCGAGAUUGGGUGGUUGUUUAGGAAAGUGAUGGGAUAUAUAACAGAAAGUACGGCUCGGUUUCCAGAUGAGGAUGUUGGGACUGUUGGGCAGGCAUUUUUUGCUGCAUUGCAAGACGAGUUGUCUGAUUAUUAUAAGUUACUGGCCGUGCUUGAAGCGCAGGCAAUGAAUCCUAUUCCAUUGGUUUCAGAAAGUGCACAUUCGGGGAACUAUCUCUCCUUGAGGAGAUUGUCAGUUUGGUUUGCUGAACCAAUGGUGAAGAUGAGGCUUAUGGCUGUUUUAGUUGAUUGCUGUAAGGUCUUAAAAGGUGGGGCCAUGGCUGGAGCAAUUCAUAUGCAUGCACAACAUGGUGAUCCACUUGUCAAUGAUUUCAUGAAGAGAUUACUUCGACGAGUUUGUUCCCCACUCUUUGAAAUGGUGAGGAGUUGGGUUCUAGAAGGGGAGCUUGAAGAUAUUUUUGCUGAAUUCUUCGUUUUGAGUCAGCCAGUGAAAGCAGAAUCUCUCUGGAGGGAAGGUUACCAGCUCCAUGCUGCGAUGCUUCCAUCCUUUAUAUCUCAAUCUCUUGCCGAGCGUAUCCUAAGGACUGGGAAGUCUAUUAAUUUUCUUCGUGUCUGUUGCGAUGAUCGUGGUUGGUCUAACGCUACAACAGAAGCGGCUGCUGCAGCCGGAACAACAACUAGGAGAGGUGGUCUUGGAUACGGUGAAACAGAUGCACUGGAAUCUUUGAUAACAGAAGCUGCAAAAAGGAUAGAUAAGCAUUUGUUAGAUGUUUUGUACAACCAGUACAAGUUCAAGGAACAUUGCCUUGCAAUCAAGCGAUAUUUACUUCUUGGGCAAGGUGAUUUUGUUCAGUAUUUAAUGGAUAUUGUUGGUCCAGAGCUGUCUGAGCCAGCCAACACUAUAAGCUCAUUCAAGCUUGCAGGGUUAUUGGAAAGUGCAAUUAGGUCGUCAAAUGCACAGUAUGACGAUCCUGAUGUACUGGAUAGAUUGAGGGUGAAGAUGAUGCCACAUAACACUGGGGAUAGAGGCUGGGAUGUAUUUUCAUUGGAAUACGAUGCAAGAGUUCCACUAAAUACUGUGUUUACUGAAUCUGUUAUGUCAAGGUAUCUACAAGUAUUUAACUUUUUGUGGAAACUUAGAAGGAUAGAGCAUGCACUAAUUUGUGCUUGGAAAACAAUGAAACCAAAUUGCGUCACUUCUCAGUUCUUUGGUAACUUGCCACAUGCUGUUAAGUUGCAGUUGAUACUGACAUCAAGGAAGUGCCAAGUUCUUUGGGACGAGAUGAAUCAUUUUGUUUCAAAUCUGCAGUACUACAUCAUGUUUGAAGUAUUGGAAGUAUCAUGGUCUAAUUUCUUAAAGGAAAUGGAAGUAGCUGAAGAUCUUGACGAUCUACUCAGAGCACAUGAGAAGUACCUCUAUUCAAUAGUUGAGAAGUCUCUCCUUGGAGAACGAUCUUUAAACCUUAACAAGACCCUCUUUAUUUUGUUUGACCUCAUAGUACGGUUCCAAAGUCAAGCAGAUAGAUUAUAUGAAGGCAUUACUGAGUUGCAAUCAAGGACCACAGGCUCUUCUUUUCCUUCUCGGUCUAACGCCAAAUCUCAAAGGCAAUCAAAUAACAAAUCUUCAGAACCUGGGUCAUGGCUAGGUGAAGGUAGGAAGGAUUUAACAAGACAUGCUGGGGAAUUUCUCCGAAAGAUGGGAAAAGAUAUAGAAAAAAUUGCAAAGGAAUACUCAUCUGUUUUUGAGGGAUUCAUUUCUCAGUUGCCCAUCCAACAGCACGUGGACUUGAAGUUCCUCAUGUUCAGACUUGACUUCACUGAAUUUUACAGCCAUUUGAGACCUAGCACAGGAAGGAAGCUGUAA
Fraxinus pennsylvanica is the source of this 2793-nucleotide messenger RNA. NCBI's taxonomy places the organism in Eukaryota, Viridiplantae, Streptophyta, Magnoliopsida, Lamiales, Oleaceae. The record is from the annotation of a GenBank genome assembly.